This is a messenger RNA of Adineta steineri, 2265 nucleotides long. Lineage: Eukaryota; Metazoa; Rotifera; Eurotatoria; Adinetida; Adinetidae. The record is from the annotation of a GenBank genome assembly.
AUGUUUCCACUCGGCCGUGUUGUAUAUAUGCCUUUGUCAACUUCAACAUCUACCUCUGGUGGAACUACAACGACAACUUUAUUAGGACCUGUACCUCCAGAUUUUUCAUCUUCUUCAACAUACCCUUUAUAUAAUACUACACUUUUGAGCAAUCCAUUCAACUUGUGCACAACUGCCAAGUUCGAACACAAUGCACUUCAACAAACAUUACCAAAUUUAUCUCACGGGUAUAAACGAACGCGUGAUGAUCUACAUGAUUCACAACAAUCAAUUUGGCCAAAAAAACGAGCGAGAAUAUCUCCAGCACAAACUUCGACAUCUUCAUUAAAUCAACCACCAGCAAAUAACAAUAAUAAUAAUAAUAACAAUAGCAAUAAUGGUGAUAGUACAUCACCAUCUUCAAAAAAUGCACUUAUGUUAUUGCACGAGCUUAAACCUUCUGUUGAAUAUAAACUUGUUGCACAAACAGGUCCAUCACAUCGUCCAAUUUUUACUAUGGCUGUUGAAGUCAAUGGUCAAAUAUUUGAAGGUAUGGCUCAAACAAAAAAAGAAGCAAAACAAGCAGCUGCUGAAAAAGCUCUUCGAUCAUUUGCUGAUUUACCUUUUCAAUUACCUGAUGAAAUGCCGAGUGAAUCUGAAAUCCCAACAGCAAUACAUACUGAUAAUAAUGUAAUAAAUACGAAUACAUCAUCAUCAUCAUCGAUUAUAAAUAACGAUAAUAUUCAACGAAAAACAUCAAGUCCUAAUAAUAUAAUCGAACCACGUGAAAUUCAAAGUGGUCUAACUCCUCUGUAUCUUCUUAAUCAACUUAAACGUGAUGCACAGUUUGAAGAAAUCACUGAUGAAGUAUCAUCAUCAGCAACUAGUGAACAGUGUGAAUUUAAAUUUGCAAUUAUUGUUGACGGUCAACGUUUUAUUGGUUCAGGACGAAGUAAAAAAAUAGCUAAAACAAGAGCAGCACAAUCUAUAUUGGAGAAAUUGUUUGGCAUGUGUUUUGAUAAGGAAGGUGGUAUUCCAAUAGAAAGUGAUAGUCUUCCAACUGGUCUACCAUAUUCUCGUCGUGAUCUUGCUGAUCGUAUUGCAUUGUGUAUACAAGAAAAAUUCAAUCAAUUAACUCAUAAUGAUGUACGUCUUCAACGACGGAAAGUCUUAGCUGGUAUUGUUGUUACGCGUAAUUUUGAUCUCGAAAAUAUAGAAGUUGUUUGUAUAACAACUGGAACUAAGUGUAUUAGUGGAGAUCGUCUUACACUCAAUGGGCAAUCAUUAAAUGAUUGUCAUGCUGAGAUAAUAUCACGUCGAUGUCUUAUUCGUUACUGUUAUCAACAAUUAAAAAUCUUAAUUGAAGAUCAUAAUUCGGAAUCGAUAUUUGAACGAAUUCCAGAUAGUACUCGAUUCCGUCUUAAAACAUCUGUUGCUUUUCAUUUAUAUAUAUCAACAUCACCUUGUGGCGAUGGUCGUCUUUUUGCACCACAAGAAACAGCAGCUGAACAAUCACCAAUCAAUCUCGAUCCAAAUACUAAACAUAUAGGACAUUCAUUGAGAAAAUCUCGUGGUUUACUACGAACAAAAAUUGAAGCAGGUGAAGGUACUAUUCCUGUUAUGGCUAAAAAUUUAUAUCAAAGUAUGCAAACAUGGGAUGGAAUAUUAGGUGGUGAACGACUUUUAACCAUGUCUUGUUCGGAUAAAUUAUGUCGAUGGAAUUUUAUUGGUUUACAAGGUGCUUUGCUGAGUACAUUAAUCGAACCAGUUUAUUAUACUAGUAUAAUUAUUGGAAGUCUUUAUCAUAGUGAACAUAUUCGAAGAGCAUUAUUUUCUCGGAUUGAACAUAUAAUUGGUACUAUCGCAUCACCGUAUGGUUUACAUCGACCAUUUAUUUCUGGUGUUAGUAGCCCAGAAAUGCGAACUACUUCUCGAGCACCUAAUCAUGCAUUCAUAUGGAAUUGUGUUGAUCAAAAAUGUGAAAUUAUUGAUACUUUAAGUGGAUUAACAUCUUCUCGUGAAGCAUCUUUCGUAUCAAAAGCAGCUUUAUUUCAACAGUGGUUAAUAUUAAUGAAACAAAUUCAACCUGACAUAUCCCCACCAACGAUCUAUUGUGAUGCGAAACAAUUAGCAACUGAUUAUCAAACAGCUAAAAUAGAGAUUAAUAAAGCGUUUCAAAAAGGUGGAUUUGGUUUAUGGAUUAUAAAACCACAUGAACAAGAUGAAUUCGAAUUAUCUUCUUCCGACGUAUUACUUCCUGAUCAAUCCAUUCCAUCUGUAGACUAA